Molecule: messenger RNA, 10050 nt
Organism: Clarias gariepinus (North African catfish)
Lineage: Eukaryota; Metazoa; Chordata; Actinopteri; Siluriformes; Clariidae
Gene: eppk1
Product: epiplakin 1
Exons: 2
Coding region: 132-8969 (2945 amino acids)
Biological process (GO): wound healing; intermediate filament bundle assembly
Cellular component (GO): cell junction; cytoskeleton; keratin filament
Molecular function (GO): structural molecule activity; keratin filament binding
Source: RefSeq, a predicted model, not a curated record
UGCUCUGGUCCUGUAGCUACCAGUGUGCAUGUGCUAAGCCAGGGAGGGACACUUUGCAAGAAAACAUUCUGUUCCAUUUAGAACUGAAACGUUUUUCACACAUAAACUGAGGUAAUCAAACGAUCUUCAAAAUGUCAAAGAGACAAGAAGCUGUGUUCAGAGGCAUCAAAAAGCAAGUAUCAGCUCAGAACUUGCUAGAAUCUAAAAUCAUUGAUAAAACCAUUUUUGAAGAUCUAAGUACUGGUAAAGUCACAGUAGAUCAAGUAAGCAAUAUGGAUUCAGUACGCAAGUACUUGCAGGGCACCGACUGUAUUGCAGGAGUGUUUGUGCAGUCCACCAAACAGACCAUGCGCAUCCAUGAAGCAAAAUGCAAAGGACUUCUGACGCCUGGAACAUCACUGGUUUUAUUGGAGGCUCAAGCUGCUACCGGAUUUAUAGUCGAUCCCUUGCAGAACAAAAAACUAUCUGUAGAAGAAGCUGUGGAUCAGGGAGUUGUGGGGCCUGAAUGGAAAAACAAGCUACUUUCUGCAGAGAAGGCAGUCACUGGCUACACUGACCCACACACUGGAAACACCAUCUCAUUGUUCCAGGCCUUAAAGAAAGAUCUCAUUGUCAAAGAUCAUGGUAUCCGUCUUUUGGAAGCACAGAUUGCCACUGGAGGCAUCAUUGAUCCAGUGUACAGCCACCGUGUGCCUGUAGAGGUGGCUUACCAGAGAGGAUAUUUUGAUGAAGAAAUGAACCAGAUUCUAGAUGACCCAAGCGAUGACACCAAGGGUUUCUUUGACCCCAACACACAGGAAAACCUCACCUACUUGCAACUACUUGACAGGUGUAUGAAAGACCCACACACUGGGCUAAGGCUCCUUGUCAUUGCGAAAAAAGGAGAGUUUUACUUUUACAUUGAUGAACGUACAAAGAAAAUCCUCCAGUCCACAACGACAAACAAGGCAUGGGGAAAAUUCCAAGGAAAGGAGGUUUCCCUCUGGGAUCUCAUCCACUCCGAGUACAUUGAAGAGGAAAAGAAACGAGAUCUGAUUCAGCAAUUCAAAUCUGGCACAAUAACAAUUAAAAAUUUCCUGGAGCAGGUACUAACAAUUAUACGACAGAAAACAUCCAGCACGACUGUUACGACUACCACCACUACAAUUGAAAAAAAAAAAUCUUUUUUUCGUGGAAUCAAAAAGCAAGUAACAGCUCAGAACUUGCUGGAAUCUAGAAUCAUUGAUAAAACCAUUUUUGAAGAUCUUAAUACUGGUAAAGUCACAGUGGAUCAAGUAAGCAACAUGGAUUCAGUACGCAAGUAUUUGCAGGGCACCGACUGUAUUGCAGGAGUGUUUGUGCAGUCCACCAAACAGACCAUGAGCAUCCAUGAAGCCAAAUGCAAAGGACUUCUGACCCCUGGAACAUCACUGGUUUUAUUGGAGGCUCAAGCUGCUACCGGAUUUAUGGUCGAUCCCUUGCAGAACAAAAAACUAUCUGUAGAAGAAGCUGUGGAUCAGGGAGUCGUGGGGCCUGAAUGGAAAAACAAGCUACUUUCUGCAGAGAAGGCAGUCACUGGCUACACUGACCCACACACUGGAAACACCAUCUCAUUGUUCCAGGCCUUAAAGAAAGAUCUCAUUGUCAAAGAUCAUGGUAUCCGUCUUUUGGAAGCACAGAUUGCCACUGGAGGCAUCAUUGAUCCAGUGUACAGCCACCGUGUGCCUGUAGAGGUGGCUUACCAGAGAGGAUAUUUUGAUGAAGAAAUGAACCAGAUUCUAGAUGACCCAAGCGAUGACACCAAGGGUUUCUUUGACCCCAACACACAGGAAAACCUCACCUACUUGCAACUACUUGACAGGUGUAUGAAAGACCCACACACUGGGCUAAGACUCCUUGUCAUUGCGAAAAAGGGAGAGUUUUACUUUUACAUUGAUGAACAUACAAAGAAAAUCCUCCAGUCCACUACCACAAACAAGGCAUGGGGAAAAUUCCAAGGAAAAGAGGUUUCCCUCUGGGAUCUCAUCCACUCCGAGUACAUUGAAGAGGAAAAGAAACGAGAUCUGAUUCAGCAAUUCAAAUCUGGCACAAUAACAAUUGAAAAUUUCCUGGAGCAGGUACUAACAAUUAUACGACAGAAAACAUCCAGCACGACUGUUACGACUACCACCACUACAAUUGAAAAAAAAUUUCCUUUUUUUCGUGGAAUCAAAAAGCAAGUAACAGCUCAGAACUUGCUGGAAUCUAGAAUCAUUGAUAAAACCAUUUUUGAAGAUCUUAAUACUGGUAAAGUCACAGUAGAUCAAGUAAGCAACAUGGACUCAGUACGCAAGUACUUGCAGGGCACCGACUGUAUUGCAGGAGUGUUUGUGCAGUCCACCAAACAGACAAUGAGCAUCCAUGAAGCCAAAUGCAAAGGACUUCUGACGCCUGGAACAUCACUGGUUUUAUUGGAAGCUCAAGCUGCUACCGGAUUUAUGGUCGAUCCCUUGCAGAACAAAAAACUAUCUGUAGAAGAAGCUGUGGAUCAGGGAGUUGUGGGGCCUGAAUGGAAAAACAAGCUACUUUCUGCAGAGAAGGCAGUUACUGGCUACACUGACCCACACACUGGAAACACCAUCUCAUUGUUCCAGGCCUUAAAGAAAGAUCUCAUUGUCAAAGAUCAUGGUAUCCGUCUUUUGGAAGCACAGAUUGCCACUGGAGGCAUCAUUGAUCCAGUGUACAGCCACCGUGUGCCUGUAGAGGUGGCUUACCAGAGAGGAUAUUUUGAUGAAGAAAUGAACCAGAUUCUAGAUGACCCAAGCGAUGACACCAAGGGUUUCUUUGACCCCAACACACAGGAAAACCUCACCUACUUGCAACUACUUGACAGGUGUAUGAAAGACCCACACACUGGGCUAAGGCUCCUUGUCAUUGCGAAAAAGGGAGAGUUUUACUUUUACAUUGAUGAACAUACAAAGAAAAUCCUUCAGUCUACUACCACAAACAAGGCAUGGGGAAAAUUUCAAGGAAAGGAGGUUUCCCUCUGGGAUCUCAUCCACUCCGAGUACAUUGAAGAGGAAAAGAAACGAGAUCUGAUUCAGCAAUUCAAAUCUGGCACAAUAACAAUUGAAAAUUUCCUGGAGCAGGUACUAACAAUUAUACGACAGAAAACAUCCAGCACGACUGUUACGACUACCACCACUACAAUUGAAAAAAAAAAAUCUUUUUUUCGUGGAAUCAAAAAGCAAGUAACAGCUCAGAACUUGCUGGAAUCUAGAAUCAUUGAUAAAACUAUUUUUGAAGAUCUUAAUACUGGUAAAGUCACAGUGGAUCAAGUAAGCAACAUGGAUUCAGUACGCAAGUAUUUGCAGGGCACCGACUGUAUUGCAGGAGUGUUUGUGCAGUCCACCAAACAGACAAUGAGCAUCCAUGAAGCCAAAUGCAAAGGACUUCUGACGCCUGGAACAUCACUGGUUUUAUUGGAAGCUCAAGCUGCUACCGGAUUUAUGGUCGAUCCCUUGCAGAACAAAAAACUAUCUGUAGAAGAAGCUGUGGAUCAGGGAGUUGUGGGGCCUGAAUGGAAAAACAAGCUACUUUCUGCAGAGAAGGCAGUCACUGGCUACACUGACCCACACACUGGAAACACCAUCUCAUUGUUCCAGGCCUUAAAGAAAGAUCUCAUUGUCAAAGAUCAUGGUAUCCGUCUUUUGGAAGCACAGAUUGCCACUGGAGGCAUCAUUGAUCCAGUGUACAGCCACCGUGUGCCUGUAGAGGUGGCUUACCAGAGAGGAUAUUUUGAUGAAGAAAUGAACCAGAUUCUAGAUGACCCAAGCGAUGACACCAAGGGUUUCUUUGACCCCAACACACAGGAAAACCUCACCUACUUGCAACUACUUGACAGGUGUAUGAAAGACCCACACACUGGGCUAAGGCUCCUUGUCAUUGCGAAAAAGGGAGAGUUUUACUUUUACAUUGAUGAACAUACAAAGAAAAUCCUCCAGUCCACUACCACAAACAAGGCAUGGGGAAAAUUCCAAGGAAAGGAGGUUUCCCUCUGGGAUCUCAUCCACUCCGAGUACAUUGAAGAGGAAAAGAAACGAGAUCUGAUUCAGCAAUUCAAAUCUGGCACUAUAACCAUCGAAUACUUCUUGGAGCAGGUACUAUCAAUUAUACGACAGAAAACAUCAAGCAUGACUGUUACCACUACCACCACCACAACUGAAAAAAAAUCUCUUAAGUUUCGAGGAAUCAAAAAGCAAGUAACAGCUCAGAACUUGCUGGAAUCUAGAAUCAUUGAUAAAACUAUUUUUGAAGAUCUUAAUACUGGUAAAGUCACAGUGGAUCAAGUAAGCAACAUGGAUUCAGUACGCAAGUAUUUGCAGGGCACCGACUGUAUUGCAGGAGUGUUUGUGCAGUCCACCAAACAGACAAUGAGCAUCCAUGAAGCCAAAUGCAAAGGACUUCUGACGCCUGGAACAUCACUGGUUUUAUUGGAAGCUCAAGCUGCUACCGGAUUUAUGGUCGAUCCCUUGCAGAACAAAAAACUAUCUGUAGAAGAAGCUGUGGAUCAGGGAGUUGUGGGGCCUGAAUGGAAAAACAAGCUACUUUCUGCAGAGAAGGCAGUCACUGGCUACACUGACCCACACACUGGAAACACCAUCUCAUUGUUCCAGGCCUUAAAGAAAGAUCUCAUUGUCAAAGAUCAUGGUAUCCGUCUUUUGGAAGCACAGAUUGCCACUGGAGGCAUCAUUGAUCCAGUGUACAGCCACCGUGUGCCUGUAGAGGUGGCUUACCAGAGAGGAUAUUUUGAUGAAGAAAUGAACCAGAUUCUAGAUGACCCAAGCGAUGACACCAAGGGUUUCUUUGACCCCAACACACAGGAAAACCUCACCUACUUGCAACUACUUGACAGGUGUAUGAAAGACCCACACACUGGGCUAAGGCUCCUUGUCAUUGCGAAAAAGGGAGAGUUUUACUUUUACAUUGAUGAACAUACAAAGAAAAUCCUCCAGUCCACUACCACAAACAAGGCAUGGGGAAAAUUCCAAGGAAAGGAGGUUUCCCUCUGGGAUCUCAUCCACUCCGAGUACAUUGAAGAGGAAAAGAAACGAGAUCUGAUUCAGCAAUUCAAAUCUGGCACUAUAACCAUCGAAUACUUCUUGGAGCAGGUACUAUCAAUUAUACGACAGAAAACAUCAAGCAUGACUGUUACCACUACCACCACCACAACUGAAAAAAAAUCUCUUAAGUUUCGAGGAAUCAAAAAGCAAGUAACAGCUCAGAACUUGCUGGAAUCUAGAAUCAUUGAUAAAACUAUUUUUGAAGAUCUUAAUACUGGUAAAGUCACAGUGGAUCAAGUAAGCAACAUGGAUUCAGUACGCAAGUAUUUGCAGGGCACCGACUGUAUUGCAGGAGUGUUUGUGCAGUCCACCAAACAGACAAUGAGCAUCCAUGAAGCCAAAUGCAAAGGACUUCUGACGCCUGGAACAUCACUGGUUUUAUUGGAAGCUCAAGCUGCUACCGGAUUUAUGGUCGAUCCCUUGCAGAACAAAAAACUAUCUGUAGAAGAAGCUGUGGAUCAGGGAGUUGUGGGGCCUGAAUGGAAAAACAAGCUACUUUCUGCAGAGAAGGCAGUCACUGGCUACACUGACCCACACACUGGAAACACCAUCUCAUUGUUCCAGGCCUUAAAGAAAGAUCUCAUUGUCAAAGAUCAUGGUAUCCGUCUUUUGGAAGCACAGAUUGCCACUGGAGGCAUCAUUGAUCCAGUGUACAGCCACCGUGUGCCUGUAGAGGUGGCUUACCAGAGAGGAUAUUUUGAUGAAGAAAUGAACCAGAUUCUAGAUGACCCAAGCGAUGACACCAAGGGUUUCUUUGACCCCAACACACAGGAAAACCUCACCUACUUGCAACUACUUGACAGGUGUAUGAAAGACCCACACACUGGGCUAAGGCUCCUUGUCAUUGCGAAAAAGGGAGAGUUUUACUUUUACAUUGAUGAACAUACAAAGAAAAUCCUCCAGUCCACUACCACAAACAAGGCAUGGGGAAAAUUCCAAGGAAAGGAGGUUUCCCUCUGGGAUCUCAUCCACUCCGAGUACAUUGAAGAGGAAAAGAAACGAGAUCUGAUUCAGCAAUUCAAAUCUGGCACUAUAACCAUCGAAUACUUCUUGGAGCAGGUACUAUCAAUUAUACGACAGAAAACAUCAAGCAUGACUGUUACCACUACCACCACCACAACUGAAAAAAAAUCUCUUAAGUUUCGUGGAAUCAAAAAGCAAGUAACAGCUCAGAACUUGCUGGAAUCUAGAAUCAUUGAUAAAACCAUUUUUGAAGACCUAAGUACUGGUAAGGUCACAGUAGAUCAAGUAAGCAAUAUGGAUUCAGUACGCAAGUACUUGCAGGGCACCGACUGUAUUGCAGGAGUGUUUGUGCAGUCCACCAAACAGACCAUGCGCAUUCAUGAAGCCAAAUGCAAAGGACUUCUGACGCCUGGCACAUCAUUGGUUUUAUUGGAGGCUCAAGCUGCUACCGGAUUUAUAGUCGAUCCCGUGCAGAACAAAAAACUAUCUGUAGAAGAAGCUGUGGAUGAGGGAGUCGUGGGGCCUGAAUGGAAAAACAAGCUACUUUCUGCAGAGAAGGCAGUCACUGGCUACACUGACCCACACACUGGAAACACCAUCUCAUUGUUCCAGGCCUUAAAGAAAGAUCUCAUUGUCAAAGAUCAUGGUAUCCGUCUUUUGGAAGCACAGAUUGCCACUGGAGGCAUCAUUGAUCCAGUGUACAGCCACCGUGUCCCUGUAGAGGUGGCUUACCAGAGAGGAUAUUUUGAUGAAGAAAUGAACCAGAUUCUAGAUGACCCAAGCGAUGACACCAAGGGUUUCUUUGACCCCAACACACAGGAAAACCUUACCUACUUGCAACUACUUGACAGGUGUAUGAAAGACCCACACACUGGGCUAAGGCUCCUUGUCAUUGCGAAAAAGGGAGAGUUUUACUUUUACAUUGAUGAACAUACAAAGAAAAUCCUCCAGUCCACUACCACAAACAAGGCAUGGGGAAAAUUCCAAGGAAAGGAGGUUUCCCUCUGGGAUCUCAUCCACUCUGAGUACAUUGAAGAGGAAAAGAAACGAGAUCUGAUUCAGCAAUUCAAAUCUGGCACUAUAACCAUCGAAUACUUCUUGGAGCAGGUACUAUCAAUUAUACGACAGAAAACAUCAAGCAUGACUGUUACCACUACCACCACCACAACUGAAAAAAAAUCUCUUAAGUUUCGAGGAAUCAAAAAGCAAGUAACAGCUCAGAACUUGCUGGAAUCUAGAAUCAUUGAUAAAGCCAUUUUUGAAGACCUAAGUACUGGUAAGGUCACAGUAGAUCAAGUAAGCAAUAUGGAUUCAGUACGCAAGUACUUGCAGGGCACCGACUGUAUUGCAGGAGUGUUUGUGCAGUCCACCAAACAGACCAUGCGCAUCCAUGAAGCCAAAUGCAAAGGACUUCUGACGCCUGGCACAUCAUUGGUUUUAUUGGAGGCUCAAGCUGCUACCGGAUUUAUAGUCGAUCCCGUGCAGAACAAAAAACUAUCUGUAGAAGAAGCUGUGGAUGAGGGAGUCGUGGGGCCUGAAUGGAAAAACAAGCUACUUUCUGCAGAGAAGGCAGUCACUGGCUACACUGACCCACACACUGGAAACACCAUCUCAUUGUUCCAGGCCUUAAAGAAAGAUCUCAUUGUCAAAGAUCAUGGUAUCCGUCUUUUGGAAGCACAGAUUGCCACUGGAGGCAUCAUUGAUCCAGUGUACAGCCACCGUGUCCCUGUAGAGGUGGCUUACCAGAGAGGAUAUUUUGAUGAAGAAAUGAACCAGAUUCUAGAUGACCCAAGCGAUGACACCAAGGGUUUCUUUGACCCCAACACACAGGAAAACCUCACCUACUUGCAACUACUUGACAGGUGUAUGAAAGACCCACACACUGGGCUAAGGCUCCUUGUCAUUGCGAAAAAAGGAGAGUUUUACUUUUACAUUGAUGAACAUACAAAGAAAAUCCUCCAGUCCACUACCACAAACAAGGCAUGGGGAAAAUUCCAAGGAAAGGAGGUUUCCCUCUGGGAUCUCAUCCACUCCGAGUACAUUGAAGAGGAAAAGAAACGAGAUCUGAUUCAGCAAUUCAAAUCUGGUACAAUAACAAUUGAAAAUUUCCUGGAGCAGGUACUAACAAUUAUACGACAGAAAACAUCCAGCACGACUGUUACGACUACCACCACUACAAUUGAAAAAAAAUCUCUUAAUUUUCGUGGAAUCAAAAAGCAAGUGUCAGCAAAGAACUUGCUGGAAUCUAAAAUCAUUGAUCAAACAAUUUUUGAAGAUCUAAGUACUGGUAAGGUCACAGUAGAUCAAGUAAGCAAUAUGGAUUCAGUACGCAAGUACUUGCAGGGCACUGACUGUAUUGCAGGAGUGUUUGUGCAGUCCACCAAACAGACCAUGCGCAUCCAUGAAGCCAAAUGCAAAGGACUUCUGACGCCUGGAACAUCACUGGUUUUAUUGGAGGCUCAAGCUGCUACCGGAUUUAUAGUCGAUCCUUUGCAGAACAAAAAACUAUCUGUAGAAGAAGCUGUGGAUCAGGGAGUCGUGGGGCCUGAAUGGAAAAACAAGCUACUUUCUGCAGAGAAGGCAGUCACUGGCUACACUGACCCAUACACUGGAAACACCAUCUCAUUGUUCCAGGCCUUAAAGAAAGAUCUCAUUGUCAAAGAUCAUGGUAUCCGUCUUUUGGAAGCACAGAUUGCUACUGGAGGCAUCAUUGAUCCAGUGUACAGCCACCGAGUGCCAGUAGAGGUGGCUUACCAGAGAGGAUAUUUUGACAAAGAAAUGAACCAGAUUCUUUCUGAUUCAGGUGAUGACACCAAGGGUUUCUUUGACCCCAACACAAAGGAGAACCUUACCUACUUGCAACUACUUGAUCGAUGCAUCAAAGAUCCACACACUGGAUUGACCUUACUAACCUUAAGAAAAUGAAAAAAAAAAAAAGCUUUGCAUAACUUACGAAAUAUAUACUGUCUGGGCAAAAAGGUUUCACUGCAGCACACAAUGUGGUGGCCAGUUCCUGUGUGAAAAUAAUUUCUCAUCCCCCAGAACCCCUCUUCCACAAUCUGAGUCUUAAAAUAUGCCUGUGUCAUCAGGGACAAAAACCGCUUUCGUGUAAUACCCUGACCAUUCAGGUUAUCAGCUAACCUUACCUACUUGCCACAUAACGCUGCUGAGCCUAGACUUGACCUGCUGAAACCAUCCCAGAUUAUAACACUGUCUCCAGAGUCUUGUACAAUGAACAUUAUGCAUGACCUUGCAUUCCUGCACUUCUUUUCCUAUGGAGACAUAUAAAUUACUCUUUAGUAGUGUCAAUUGGAGUUCAUCAGAAUGCAUGACUUUUUCCAUUGCUUUUAAGUCCAAUUUUUAUUAUCCCUAACAUAUUCAACCUAUUUUCUGAUUAUUCUUACAAACAAGGCCAUAUGUCCCAAUCCUGUAAGUUCCUCACAUAUGGAGGUGCUCUUACAUUCAGUUAAAAACAGCUAUUAUUUUUUUUUAAAAUUUACCAUUCUACUUUACCAAGUGUUUAGUGAUCUCCCUUAGGCGUAGAGACCUUAUUUUAUCCUUCUCCAAGAAGUUUUAUUUGUAAAAUAUUUGUCCUAUACCACUUACUCAUUGGAUUUGUGAAGUGGUUAUAAAUGAACUGAGAAAAUAUGUUUCAGGUAGAUAAAACUUUGUCUUUGUAAAGAAAAAAAAAUUAUUAAUGAGUAAAUGUAGAUAUAAGAUAUAUGUAAAAAAGUGGGUGUUUUCUUUUUAUUGGUCAUUUUUACAGUUCUUUAUACAAAAAAAUGUAUUUGGUAAGAUUUAUAUAUCCUAUGAUUCAAACAAUCUAUUGACCAGCAUUGGUUUCAGAAAAUCAUUUAUUUAUCCUGUUAGAUAAAUUCUGAGGAAAAUAACUGCAAGGAAUCAUAAUGUUAUACAAUUAUCUUUCUUCAAAAAACUGUAAGACAACUUUAAAGCAUGUUUAAGCAAUGCUUACAUUUAAACGAAUAAUAAACUUUCCAUUUUAAAA